Messenger RNA from Chaetura pelagica (chimney swift), 951 nucleotides. It is a transcript of the gene ENTR1, whose product is annotated as serologically defined colon cancer antigen 3. Lineage: Eukaryota; Metazoa; Chordata; Aves; Apodiformes; Apodidae. Gene Ontology annotation, biological process: positive regulation of cilium assembly; regulation of cytokinesis; positive regulation of protein localization to cilium. The coding region runs from base 1 to 951 and encodes 316 amino acids. The record is from RefSeq and is a predicted model, not a curated record. The transcript is spliced from 11 exons. Gene Ontology annotation, cellular component: recycling endosome; midbody; ciliary basal body.
AUGGAACUAAAAGAAGAGAAUGCCAGUUUGAGAAGCAAGAUCUAUAAGCUUCAGAUUUUCUCUGAAACUCAAGCAGACAAGAUGAGGAAGCUUGAAAGAAAGCUUGAGGAAAAGCAAAUCAAGGAAGAAAAAGAGGCACAGGAUUUGGAAGCCAUGGUGCAGAACGUGGAACAGAAUCUCCAGCUGAUGACUAAACGGGCUGUCAGAGCAGAAAGCAGUGCCAGCAAACUGAAGCAGGAGAAUGCUCUGCUGCAGGUUCAGCUGAAGAAUUGCCAGGCAGAGAAUGAAGCCCUGAGGGAGCAGUCAGCCAGCCUGGCUGCUGUGAAGCAGAACACAGACCUGGCCCUGCAGAACCUUCUCACUGUCAUCACCAGCUCCCGCUCCUCCCUCAGGCAGCUCCUCUCGGGAGCGGAAUCCCUGGAGCUCGUCGCCGACCUCCUGAAAUCCAUAGACAGGAUUUCCGAGACGCCACUAAAAGAAGAGAAUGCCAGUUUGAGAAGCAAGAUCUAUAAGCUUCAGAUUUUCUCUGAAACUCAAGCAGACAAGAUGAGGAAGCUUGAAAGAAAGCUUGAGGAAAAGCAAAUCAAGGAAGAAAAAGAGGCACAGGAUUUGGAAGCCAUGGUGCAGAACGUGGAACAGAAUCUCCAGCUGAUGACUAAACGGGCUGUCAGAGCAGAAAGCAGUGCCAGCAAACUGAAGCAGGAGAAUGCUCUGCUGCAGGUUCAGCUGAAGAAUUGCCAGGCAGAGAAUGAAGCCCUGAGGGAGCAGUCAGCCAGCCUGGCUGCUGUGAAGCAGAACACAGACCUGGCCCUGCAGAACCUUCUCACUGUCAUCACCAGCUCCCGCUCCUCCCUCAGGCAGCUCCUCUCGGGAGCGGAAUCCCUGGAGCUCGUCGCCGACCUCCUGAAAUCCAUAGACAGGAUUUCCGAGACGCCAGCGGACGGGCAGUGA